Messenger RNA from Oryctolagus cuniculus (rabbit), 1541 nucleotides. It is a transcript of the gene TM4SF20, whose product is annotated as transmembrane 4 L six family member 20. The record is from RefSeq and is a predicted model, not a curated record. NCBI's taxonomy places the organism in Eukaryota, Metazoa, Chordata, Mammalia, Lagomorpha, Leporidae. Gene Ontology annotation, cellular component: membrane.
CCAUGCAAGCGCAGCCACUUGACUGGUUUCUAGUGGAGCUGGGUGUAACGAUGACCUGCUGUGAAGGAUGGACGUCCUGCAAUGGAUUCUGCCUGCUUGUGCUACUUCUGCUGGGAGUCACUCUCAAUGCAAUACCUCUGGUUGUCAACUUAGUUGAGGAAGAGCAACCCUUUCAAAACCCCAUCUCUUGCUUUGAGAGGUGGUUCCCAGGAAUUAUAGGAGCAGGUUUGAUGGCCAUUCCAGCAACAACAAUGUCCUUGGCUGCGAGGAAAAGAGCAUGCUGCAACAACAGAACCGGAAUGUUUCUUUCAUCACUUUUCAAUGUAAUCACCAUCAUUGGGGCUGUGUACUGCACAUUGGUAUCGCUCCAGGCUCUCUCAGAAGGACCUCUCAUUUGUAACUAUCAAGGCAACAGUACUGUCACUUGUGAAUUCUCACUGAGAAAUUUAAGUAACAUUCAUCUAGAAUCCUUCAGUCUCCAGUGGUUCCGGAAUGACUCUUGUGUACCUCCUGCUAGUUCUGCAAACUCCAUCAACGGCAACAUAGCAAAUGAAUGGGGAAACCAUGGCCUGCACUUCAAUUCCAUCGAAAACAAACACAGGAUUCUCCACCUCUCAGUAUUUGUAGGUCUACUGUCUGUUGGAAUCCUUGAGCUCCUGUUUGGAGCCAGUCAGAUUGUCAUUGGCUUCCUUGGCUGUCUGUGUGGAGUCUCUAAGAGAAGAAGUCAAAUUGUGUAGAUUUAUAGUAAUACAAUGAAGUAUCAGUACUUUGAAAAAUUGGAAAAUCACAUUUAAAAUACACCAAGUCCAAUAAUGGGACAUUAUCUAGAAAACUGUCAGUCCUGUUACCUCAAAAAAGUCAUCUGAGAGAUGAUUUAAAAAAAAUCCAUCUUUCAUAUAUAAAUCAUGUUGUAAAUGCGUAACACUUCCAUAAGGAAAGGAAAAAUCAAGAGUUGACUUUGGGGAGAAGUAAACAGAAGCUUUCAAACGGUUUUGUAUCUCUGUUCUUCUAGCUCUGAGUAUUCUUGUGUGUGGAGAAAUAGAGAGGGAGGAGGGGGGUGAGGAGGAACACAAGGCAUCCCAGAGGUGAAAGCAUGGAACCUUUUCACUGCAUUUCUAUACACUUGAAAAAGUAAAUACGUGAGAUGAAUGCAAUCAAGUCUUUAGACCAAUUUCUCACUUGCGGGGGCGGGGGAGAGGAAACAGACAAGGUGGGACAGUGAAAAGAACAGCCUGUUUUCAACAACAAAAUAUUACAGGACGGUGAGUUGGGUUCACGGAAGUGUUCUGGAUUAAGAGGAGAUGUAUUUUAACACAUUAUGCAGGCCUUGUUAGGGAAAAUUGGAAACAUGUGCAAGAACUGGAUUAGAGAACAUUACAGAAUUUUUGUUAAUUUGAUUAAGUUUGAUAAUGGUUUUAUGGUCACACAGGCAGAUAUUCUUGUGUUUUUUUUUUUUUUUAAGAAAUGUAUGUAUAUAUUUUAAAAAUGUCAUGUUUUCAAAAUGCUUUGACCAAUAAAAGGAAACAACAGAAAAGUCUUCA